AUGACAACUCGUAGCUCAAUGCAAGCCUCAUCAAGCACCCUCCUCGUUCAACCCACCCUCGCCCUCCUCGCCGAUCCACCCAGCAAAUUCAUCGACGCCCCAGCAAUGGACUACUUCCUCAUCGAAAUGGUCAACACACUCAAACAAUCCGCCGCAUUCGCCACCGCCCGCUCGAAGAAGAUCGAGCAGGAGAUGAUAGAAGCGGGGUUGAUACCGCCCCCCGCGCCGUUGCCCCUCAAUCUCAAGAAGGAGGGUGCGAGAGAUUCAGUGACGAGCCUUGCUUCGCGCAGUGGGAGUGCAGCUGGGAAGGGGGGCGUCGACGAGGAGGAGGAAGCUGUUAGAGUGAGAUUGGAGGCUAUUGGGAUGCACGUUGGCGGGAAUUAUACUGAACGGCUAUGUCGUGACCGACCGAUGUUCGCUGAAACGCUGGACGUUAUCAAGUUUAUCUGCAAAGACAUCUGGUCGUCGUGUUGGGACAAGCAGGUCGAUAAUUUGAGGACGAAUCACCGAGGCGUAUACGUGCUCCAAGAUAACGCAUUCAAGCCAAUAACGCGGCUAUCGUCUUGGGAAGGCCGUCCGGAAGCCAUCAGGCGCGCGAAGUUAUACGCAGCUAUGCCAUCAGGCAUAAUCCGCGGUGCUCUUUCACGGUUAGGAUACAACGCUACAGUCGUACCAGAGAUCACAUCGAUGCCACAGUGUACGUUUCAGGUCAAGCUACCGAAGGGGGCGUAA
Laccaria bicolor S238N-H82 is the source of this 732-nucleotide messenger RNA. RefSeq names its product TRAPP complex subunit trs33. The transcript has 5 exons. Lineage: Eukaryota; Fungi; Basidiomycota; Agaricomycetes; Agaricales; Hydnangiaceae. The record is from RefSeq and is a predicted model, not a curated record. Gene Ontology annotation, cellular component: trans-Golgi network; TRAPP complex; cis-Golgi network. Bases 1 to 732 code for a protein of 243 amino acids. Gene Ontology annotation, biological process: regulation of GTPase activity; endoplasmic reticulum to Golgi vesicle-mediated transport.